AUGGAAAACAAUGAAACUAGGGUGUCUACCACUGCGUUGGCUUCUAAGGUGCAGAGUCAUUACGAAGCCUUCAGUCUUGUUGGGAAAAUUUUUGGUGUCCCUGUUCCUAGGAAGGCCAUUAGGAAUAGACUGAAAAGUGACUGGAAAGAUAUGCAAGAAGAAGUCUCUGUCAAUCACAUUGGCAGAGAUUGGUGUAAGAUUGAAUUUGGUGCUGUGGAGGAUGUAGAGUUUGUUCUCAAACACAGACCUUGGUUUGUCCAAGGUCAAAUUUUUGCGUUGCAACAGUGGAGACCUGAUUUCUCUCCUUUCCAUGCAGCUGUUGAGUCCAUUGUCUGUUGGGCGAGAAUUCCUUUCUUGCCGUUACACUAUAAGGAUCUUGAAGUUUAA
This is a messenger RNA of Prunus armeniaca (apricot), 387 nucleotides long. Lineage: Eukaryota; Viridiplantae; Streptophyta; Magnoliopsida; Rosales; Rosaceae. The record is from the annotation of a GenBank genome assembly.